CUCAUCCUUGCAGGAGGCGGGGAUGGAGGCGGGGAGCGGCGGGAGCUUUAGCCGAUGGCAGCGGCUGCCCGGCAGCGGAUGCCAGCGGCAACGGGACGAUGGCGAGAAGCCGUGUGGUUUACAAGUACACGGAGGCGGAGGACAAGAGCAUGCGGCUGGGAUUCCUCCUCAUCGCAGCCGGCUUGCUGUCCCUGCUGGGCUUGGGGUGCUGCUGGCUGCGCCCGGCGCUGCAGGAGCGGGGCGGCGGCGGCUCCGCCAACUGCACGGUGCUGGCUGUGCGGCAGCUCGGAGAGCGCUUCUCCUGCACCUUCUCCUGCGGGGCCGCCUGCCGCGGCACGGCUCGGUACCCCUGCCUGCAGGUCCUGGUCCGCACCUCCCGCUCCCCAGCGCCCGCCCUGCUUCAUGAGGACGAGCGGCAGCUCCGCACCAACCCCAAGUGUUCAUACAUCCCUCCCUGCACAAGAGACGAUCAGGAGAACUCUGAGAAUGUCACAUACAAGCAGAAAUACUGGAAGAAGAAAGUGGGUUCACAACCAUUUACAUGCUACUUUAACCAGCACUUGAGGCCAGAUGAUGUGAUGCUGAAGCGCACUCAUGAUGAGACUGUCCUCUUGCACUGCUUCCUCUGGCCCCUGGUUACGUUCCUGGUUGGAGUCCUCAUAGUGGUCCUCACCAUCUGUGCCAAGAGCUUGGCUGUCAGGGCAGAGGCAAUAAAAAAGAAGAAGCACUUGUAAGUGGCAAGGCUGCUGAUGGAGAAGAAAAACCUUCAAGAGGGUCUCAAGUGAGGCAGCUUGACACAUAUGCAGGUCUCUGCAGGGGCACCCAGCUGCGCCUCCUUCCAGUGUCUCAUCUGACAGUGGAGUUGCUCUUGCCUCAGGAUUAUCCUUGGAAGGCUGCCCCAUGAAACGUCAGCUAAUUGCUUCUCCUGCUAUGGCAGUAAAUAAAUAUGUUCUACCAAAAAAACAUCUACACUGUACCAAAUACGCUGUGCACUGUUAGCCCUGAACAACAGCUACCCAGCUCCUAGCGGUAUUGAGAGACAGUUUAUAAAAGCCCUUGAUGAUGCUCAUUUCAUCUCUACAAAGUGAUCUUUACUAUUGUUUAAUAGUAAAUAAUUAAACAUAUUUUAUGAUAGACUGAUAGACUGUAUUUCCAAAAUAAUAAAGUUUGGUUGUUUGGGUUUUUUUUAAUCUUAGUUUUGUUUUGUUUGAAAAAGCUUUAAGACUAAAAUAACCUUGUGCUGAUUUUGUUGUUUUUUUUUUCACUGUGUAGAACUUCCAUUUAAAAUUCAGACUUUAACUUCUGUCUAAAAAAAACUUUCAUUAUCGCCUUUUCACUGUGAAGAUAUGUAGAA
Pezoporus occidentalis (night parrot) is the source of this 1354-nucleotide messenger RNA. RefSeq names its product potassium calcium-activated channel subfamily M regulatory beta subunit 4 (gene KCNMB4). The coding region runs from base 99 to 734 and encodes 211 amino acids. Gene Ontology annotation, biological process: detection of calcium ion; potassium ion transport. The record is from RefSeq and is a predicted model, not a curated record. Lineage: Eukaryota; Metazoa; Chordata; Aves; Psittaciformes; Psittacidae. Gene Ontology annotation, cellular component: voltage-gated potassium channel complex; membrane. The transcript has 3 exons. Gene Ontology annotation, molecular function: potassium channel regulator activity; calcium-activated potassium channel activity.